Messenger RNA from Lymnaea stagnalis (great pond snail), 2404 nucleotides. The record is from the annotation of a GenBank genome assembly. Lineage: Eukaryota; Metazoa; Mollusca; Gastropoda; Lymnaeidae.
CACAGUCAUCUAAUGAACUUGUGUUGUGUUGAGAUAAUGUUCGUUUGCUGAUCUCAGUUUACGUUUUUGUGUCAGAUUCUUCACAGGGGACAUUUUCAUUUAACCACGUAUCUAGCCAUGUCAGUUUACGAUCUCGUUAGUGCGAAAGAUCAUUCAGAAUUGCACGCAGUAUCCGGGAAACAACAAGACAAUAAAAAUCUUAAAGAAUUCAAAGCUUUUGAAAAACCGCCUUACACAAAUGCGGUAUCAUGUGACGUUUUAAAUUCUGAGAGCUCCAGGGAGGAUGGGCCUGAAGACUGUACCAUCACAAUACAAGACUCUAAUCAGCAACACCGACAGCUGCUGUACAACUUGACCGAAACGCCCCCGCUGCACUACCUCGUGCUCUUCGCCAUCCAGCAGAGCUGCUUGGCUAUUUCCACGCCCCUGGGAACCGCUGUUAUCGUCGCCGAGGCGGUCUGUGCUAACGAUGAGGACGAGAUCAAAGUUAAGAUUCUCAGCUCCACAAUGAUGAUGAUGGGGAUGUCCACGUUCGCCAUGACAACCUUUGGGGUCAGACUCCCGAUAUUCCAGGGUCCUGCAGCGACGUACAUUAUUCCCCUGCUCGCCAUGAUGUCGCUUCCGGAGUUCAGCUGCCCGGCCACCAUUAGAAUCGUAGACCCGGCCACCAACGGUACCGCACUGUUCGUUUUGGUCAACAACGUCACUGUGAGAAACUCGGACAUAGUUCAAGAAAGAAUCAAUGCCUACGCGGGCAGUUUAAUGCUGGCAGGAUUUCUACAUUGCUUAGCGGGCCUCACUGGUUUCGUCGGCCUCCUGGCAAGAUUCGUGGGUCCGAUAACAAUCGUUCCGGUGGUAACACUAUUCGGUAUUUACAUCCACACGGUGGUGGUGAGCUUCUCCGAGACCAACUGGCUCGUGGCGGUCCUGACAUCAGUCACGUGUCUUGUCCUGGGUCUAUACCUCGGUGACUACAACAUGCCCAUGCCCACGUGGAGUUCCGGGCGUGGGUUCCACGUUACAUGGCAACCGUACCACCGCAUCUUCGCCCUGCUUAUCAGCAUACUGCUGGGCUGGAUGGUCAGUUUUGUUAUGACGGAGUACAAUUUCCUCCCUAACGACCCCGCUGACAUCUCGUACAACGCAAGGACGGACGCCAGGUCUCAGUCAGUGAGAGACACGAGCUGGUUUCUGUUUCCCUACCCCGGUCAGUUCGGCAGUAUGACUUUCAGCUUCGGGGCUUUCAUAACGUUCAUGAUAAACACUAUCUUGUCCAUACUAGACUCUAUCGGGGAUUACAAAGCAACGGCCCGGGUUUCCAAUGCGGUGCCUCCGCCAGCCUACGCUGUCAACAGAGGAAUAGCUGUUGAAGGUUUGUUGAGCAUUAUAAGUGGGAGCAUGGGAUGCGGGCACGCGACAGUUUCAUACAGUGAAAAUGUUGGCGUAAUCGGGAUCAGCAAAGUGGCGAGCCGGAGUGUUUUUCAAAUCGUGGGUGUCAUAUACAUCGCCUUUGCUGUUUUCGGAAAAGUGGGAGCUUUUUUUAUGUGUAUGCCUUACUCUGUCAUAGGCGGGUCCCAGAUCAUAUCUUUCGGGAUCCUUAUCGGGGUCAUCCUGUCGUAUCUACAGCUCAUCGAUCUGAAUUCCAUUCGCAACCUCAGCAUUAUCGGGAUCGCGCUAUUACUUGGGAUGAUGAUGCCUCACUGGGUUCAGAAGAAUCCUUCCGCAAUAAAUACAGGAUAUCAACAUCUUGAUAACCUCAUUAAUUUAUGCCUCUCUAACCCGCCGUUCGUAGGUGGCGUUUUUGCUUGUUUCAUGGAUAACACGGUGCCUGGCACGGACCGUGAAAGAGGUGUGAACGGUGUGAUAGGGCGCGUUGCUGACGAAAAAGACGAGAAAAAAGAGCUGGAGAAACUGUACGAUCAUGGCCCGGAAGUCUAUCGCCUGCCACUGAUUGAUGACUCAAUUGGUCGAUGGAAAAUUGCCAGAUUUUUUCCUAUUUUCGAACCACAACAAAAAACCCAUUAUAAGUAAUCUGUUGCAAACACAGGCACAGGGACACAGAGGAAAAAAAAAAGAUCAUUAAUUAACUCAGCUAAAGUUACAGAUUGAACAUAUCUUUUCCUAUUUUGCUAGACACCAAUUAUUUUUUUUAAAACAGUGACAUUGACGAUAUCAGAUACCGUAAGUUUUUAAUUAAUUUUGAAAAAUAUAUAAUGCCGAAAGGAUUUUUUUCUUCAUAGCUAACGUUUGAUGAGGGUAGUGCUCAAGAUCUCAAGGCCUAUCAUACGCUGACUAGACUAAAAAUGCACAAUGGCCGACGUUUGGAGAGUAACUAUAUUAUUCUCGUUUGACACUAAGCAAAUUGAUCUAGUGAUAUCAAAAUGAUAUAAUUAUUUUGUAAGAG